UGAACGGAAACAGAUUUUUUCACUUCCGAGGUCAUCGCUCAUAUUUUAUGCUUCACGUAGUUCACGUUAUGUUAUAGUAUCUGCUUAGUUUGAUUUAACGCAUACACAUACUUUGCGAUGGCUGGUUCAGUAUCAAAUGUGGACAUUUGUAAUCAUGCCUACGAAGGACACAUGGACAAACUAAGGCAAUGCAUUAUAACAGAUAAAACACUCGCCUGCAAAACGGACCAGGGCCAGAGAACCGCCCUUCACUGGGCUUGUUCUGCGGGCCACAACGAUAUUGUGCAGUAUCUUCUUGAUCUGGGAGUUGAAGUGAAUCUACCAGAUGAUGCUUCUUGGACGCCUCUCCACAUAGCAGCCUCAGCAGGCAGAGAGGACAUUGUGAAGGCCCUGAUAUCCAAAGGUGCUCAGCUGAACCCUGUCAAUCAGAAUGGCUGCACCCCUUUGCACUACGCAUCGUCUAAAGACAGAUAUGAGAUAGCCCUGGCGCUGCUUGAGAACGGAGCAGAUCCCAACGCCACAGACAAGCUGCACUCCACUCCCCUCCACAGAGCUUCUUCUAAGGGCAACUGCCGGCUCAUCACACUGCUCCUAGAGCACAGCGCCUCCACAAACAUCCAGGACAUUGAGGGAAACACACCGCUCCACUUGGCGUGUGACGAGGAGCGUGUUGAAGCCGCUAAGCUACUGGUGGGGCACGGCGCCAGUAUUUACAUUGAGAACAAGGAGGAGAAGACCCCCGUCCAGAUGGCCAGGGGCGGCGUGGGCGCCACGCUCCAGCGCCUGGUUGAAGGAUGAGGCCUCCCCCGCAGCCAUACUCAUCCUAUUAUACAGUCAGGAUUUCACUUCCAUCGCAGCGUUGUAAUAACAGGUGAAGGAUGAGAGAGGCUUAAUGGAACUUUAGGCCAAUGUUCACUCUCGCCAGCCUUCCCUUGAACGAACCAUUAACAAUUAAGAUGACAAUUUAUGAACAGCCUACUACAGCAGUCAAUCCACAAGCAACUGAUUUGUUUAAAAACAUUUGUAAAUAUUUAUUUUAUUUUUUAUUAAGUCAAAGACAUACAAAUUGCUUUGGGAUAUCACUAUUCAAAUAGCCAUUACAUUUAAUGCAUACCUAUUCGAUUCAGUUGUGCAUCUCGAAUACCAUAGUGCAAUGUUUGCUACAUGACUUCUAUUUUUCUACUGAUUAACCUGCUUUGAACAUUUUCCUGUCAAUAAAAUUGCUUUCCCCCUGGCUUUCACUGGAUAAUGUUUCAAAUAACUGUUCUAGUCAUUGAGCAUUGGCUAGAUAUACUUACGAUGCUGGCGAUACAAAUCAUAUUUCCCCGUCUGUGAUUAAUAAAGCAGAAUACUCUUUUUU
Molecule: messenger RNA, 1360 nt
Organism: Gadus macrocephalus (Pacific cod)
Lineage: Eukaryota; Metazoa; Chordata; Actinopteri; Gadiformes; Gadidae
Gene: psmd10
Product: proteasome 26S subunit, non-ATPase 10
Exons: 5
Coding region: 118-798 (226 amino acids)
Molecular function (GO): protein binding
Source: RefSeq, a predicted model, not a curated record